This is a messenger RNA of Phycodurus eques (leafy seadragon), 4101 nucleotides long. Its product is annotated as zinc finger protein 319. The transcript has 2 exons. Lineage: Eukaryota; Metazoa; Chordata; Actinopteri; Syngnathiformes; Syngnathidae. The record is from RefSeq and is a predicted model, not a curated record. Gene Ontology annotation, molecular function: DNA-binding transcription repressor activity, RNA polymerase II-specific. Gene Ontology annotation, biological process: negative regulation of transcription by RNA polymerase II. Bases 440 to 2197 code for a protein of 585 amino acids.
UUCUUUCCAGUUCCUCGUCAUCUUUUGUUUUAGCUUGUUCUUGUGACAAACCGUGUGAGUCGUUACUCGCUCUGUCCACCCGUAGCUGUUUUCGUCCACCGUGGUGGAGCUGCCCGGUGGCGCGGCUGCGGUCGUAGCUCAGCUCCCUGCGUGGUUUCCGGUGUUCAUCCGUCUGCAGGAGGAUGGCGUCUGGUUUCUACCGCAUCCCCUCUCCCGCCGGUCCUCCGACCCCCACUCACGGCCGAAUGUUGUCGGUUCCGGUCCGAAGACAGCAGUGAAAAACAUCAUUAAGCGACACGGGUGUUCAUGUUUAGCACUAAGAACGUGUAUAACCUACACAGAGCUCACCAUCGUGAUUACCAUUUCAUAAACUCCAUCAAUCUGCUGUGUGUGGCAUUAAACGCCUCAUCUCCUGAGUUCUGAUUCCUAAAGUGGAAGAAUGACGGAGGCGUGGCAGCAGCAGCAGCAGCACACAGUGGCUCCACCUUCUGUAGUGCACACACUUCCCCAGACCACGGACACUCUGUCCUGCACUGUGUAUGGUGUUGUCCUGCAACCAGAUUCCACUCUGCAGCAGCAGCUGGGCCAGCAGCAUGUUGUGCAAACUCAGCAGGCCUCCAUACAGCUAGGAGGUGAAAGAGUGCACAAGUGUGGCGCCUGUGGACAUGACAUAUCUCACCUGGCCAACCCCCAUGAACACCAGUGCAUGGUGACCCAAGACAGGUCUUUCCAGUGUACACAGUGCAUGAAAAUCUUCAGCCAAGCCACAGACCUUCUGGAGCAUCAGUGUGUGCAGGUGGAGCAGAAGCCUUUUGUGUGUGGCGUGUGUAAGAUGGGUUUCUCGUUGCUCACUUCCUUGGCCCAGCAUCACAACUCCCACGGCAAUGGAAACAACCCAAUGAAGUGUUCCAUUUGUGAGAAAACAUACCGUCCCGGAUCCGGAAACGUCACUCCCACCUCGUCUGCGGCCAAUCCUCAGCAGCCCUCCACCGGAGAGACAUCUGGUGGCGGCGCAGCAAUGAGUGCCUCAUCCCCACCUGCUUUUGAGGCCUCUGCACCAGAUAGGCCAUACAAGUGCUCAGUGUGCCAUAAGUCCUUCCGGCAUUUGUCCGAGCUAACCCGCCACGAAAGGGUACACACAGGUGAGAAGCCGUACAAAUGCGACACAUGCGAUAAAAGCUUCAGCCAGUCUUCCCAUCUGGCUCACCACCAGCGCACACACAGCUCUGAGCGGCCUUAUAAGUGUGCUGUGUGUGAGAAGAGCUUUAAGCACCGGUCUCACCUUGUGCGCCACAUGUACGCCCAUUCGGGCGAGCACCUAUUCAAGUGCAACUUGUGUGAAAUGCACUUUAAGGAGUCAUCAGAGCUCCUGCACCAUCAGUGCCAGCCAGAAGGAGAAAGGCCUUUCCGAUGUGGUUCGUGCGGGAAGAGCUUCAAGCGGCCGUCGGACCUGCGGCAGCACGAACGCACUCAUUCCGAGGAGCGCCCGUUUCAGUGCGAGGAGUGCCAGAUGAGCUUCAAGCAGCAGUACGCUCUCGUACGGCACCGUCGCACUCAUAAAAAUCCGGCUGACCGACCUUUCAAGUGUAAUCUCUGCGAUAAAGGUUUUCUUCAACCGUCACACCUGCUUUACCAUCAGCAGGUGCAUGGUAUGGAAAGCUUGUUCAAGUGUGCAUCUUGCCAGAAGUCUUUUAGCCAAUCCGGAGAACUGCUGAGGCACAAAUGUGGAGGUGAAGUAGAAAAGCCGUACAAGUGUGACGUGUGCGGCAAAGGUUACAAAAAGAACUCCACGCUGCAGCGCCACCAAAACACUCACUGCACAGAGAAGCCGCUGAAAUGCUCUCUGUGUGACAAGCGCUUUGUGUCAUCCUCAGAGUUUGUCCAGCACCGCUGCGACCCGACACGCGAGAAACCGCUGAAAUGUCCCGACUGUGAGAAACGCUUCAGGUACUCGUCUGAGCUACAGCGCCAUCGCCGUGUCCACACUGGGGAGAAACCUUUCAAGUGCGCCAGCUGCGACAAGAGCUUCAAACAACGCGAGCACCUGGCCAAGCACCAGAGCGUGCACUCACGCGAGACGCAGUUUAAAUGCGUGUGGUGCGGCGAGCGUUUUGUCGACCUUGCUGCUCUGCAGGAACACACGGUCCAGCACACCGCCGAAGGGGAGAGUUUCCCGGAAGCGCCCUGUAUCCCGUGACCGCUGUCAUUCUGCAGGCUUUUGGACAGCAAACAGCAAUGUGUUGCAGCCUCCUCACUCACCUUUGUUGCUUCAAACACGCACCCAUUAAAGAAGAUCCCUGAUUUGUAGUAAAGUAUACAUGGUGUUAACACUCAAUUAUCCUUCCUUGAGUAUAAGGUCAAACUCAGGAUCAGGAAUCCUUUCGUAAGUUUAUAUUUGAGGUAAAGCGGAAAAAAAGGGUUGUGAUGUAAAAAGUGGAGAGAGCUCGUGGGACUUUUUCUUUUCUGAUGUUGCAUGUGAUGUGAUUGCAUCUGUUUUUUUAAUUGUUUACUCUGUUGUGGAUCGCAAGACUGCUGUCAUGUGUGCUCAUGUAUAUUGCUCCUGACAUCUAUGUGCCUUUUUUUUUUUUUUUUUUAACAGAUCUUGUUUUAUUGAGUUGUAGACCAGUAAUAGCUGACUCACUCCCAUCCAUGCAGUGUCUGCCCUGUGCAGCAGUAUAUGUCCACAUAAUACACUUUAGAUAGUAUUAUCUGUGCAUGAAUAUUUAUCACAAUAUCACUGUUGUAUUAUAGGUUUGUUUUAUUUAGAAAAAUACCAUAAGAAGAAAAAAAAAAGAGUAGAUUUGUGAAAAGUGUAUAGCCUAUGUCCUAUAAAAUGUGUUAUUGCAUCUUUGUAUUAAAACAAAUGACAUUUGGUAACUUAACAUACCUAUCAUGUCACAAGAAGACUUGACGUGCAAUAGAAAUGCACAAUGUAAUAUAACUACUGAGUCAUUGCAGUUCUACUCUGUUAUAGAUGGUGUGUAUGCUCAUGUAAACAUUGAAAAUGUGUAGUGCUUCUGUUACCUUUUGUUUUUACAAUUAAGCUUGCUAAUACUUUGCAAGGAUUUAAGUUUCUGUUUGACUUAUGACAUUCUAAUGAACUAUCAAAUAUUAUAAUGUUCACUUGUAAAAAAAAAUAGCUAAUUACUGUGGUAGAUAAAAAUGAAGUCAUGGGGCCUGUUAAAUCCUCCCAGGAUUCCUCAUCUGUACUUGAGUACUUGACUCACAACAGCUUCACGCUGCAACAUGUACAUUUGUUUGUACUGAGGAUAAAGUGGGAAAAUGUAUGAGUUAGUUUACAGUGUGAUAUUUCUAUAUUAUGUCAAACAUUUUGCAGUAUAUUUAAAAGAAAUGGUUUGAGAAAUUCUGCAAUCUUGGACUUGCAGAGCGUAAUCACUUCACACUGAAUUUGGCUUAAAAACUAUAUAUAUAUAUAUAUAUAUAUAUAUAUAUAUAUAUAUAUUAGACUCCUGUAUACAGGCAAGUAAAAUAAACCACCUUGAGGAAUAUCCAAGUGUAUAUGGAUUUUAUAAAUUGUAGUUAUUUCCUUUUUUAAUCACAAAUUGUGUACACUGUUGUGGUAUGUAGUUUUACAAUGAAUAGUUCUAAAUCCAGAGGCACAUCUUGCCACAGAUAAAUUUGACCAUUUACAACCCCAAUUCCAAUGAAGUUGGGACGUUGUGUUACACAUAAAAACAAUACAAUGAUUUGCAAAUCAUGUUCAUCCUAUAUUUAAUUGAAUACACUAUGAAGACAUUUAAUGUUAAUACUGAUAAACUUGAUUGUUUUUAGCAAAAAAUUAACUUAGAAUUUUAUGGCUGCAACACGUUCCAAAAAAGUGUGUUACAUCACCUUUUAACAACAUUCAAUAAACGUUUGGGAACUGAGGACACUAAUUGUUGAAGCUUUGUAGGUGGAAUUAUUUCCCAUUCUUGCUUGAUGUACAGCUUCAGCUGUUCAAUAGUCCGGGGUCUCCGUUGUUGUAUUUCAUAAUGCAGCACACAUUUUCAAUGGGAGACAGGUUCGGACUGCAGGCAGGCCAGUCUAGUACCCGCACUCUUUUACUACGAAGCCACGCUGUUGUAACACGUGCAGAAUGUG